GUUUCGUAUGCACAGCAUUGGACUCCUACGUUACAACAGAAGACUUUAUAGAGAUGUGACCCAGUCAGGAGAAUUUGUGACUUUAAAUUUACUGCCUACACUAUUAGUAUUACAGCGGGUUUCAACAUCGCCACCGAUAGAGGCGCCAGUGUCCCUCAGUGUCUGAAGGUCGCAGAGAUAGCAGUAUUCUUCUCCUGUCUGAGGAAAGAAGUGCCAGUACUGAGAGCCAGUUUUUACAAAUAAUUUACAAUGGGAGGAACCUCUUCUAGCACUUCAUACGAACGACAAGGUAGAAGAGUGGAUGCUGCGGCCACCCCCUCUUAUUUCCAUGAAACAGUAAUCGGACCAUGUGGAAUACGAGGAGACAACAAAGCACUGUCGAAAGUAGACAGAGGGCUGUCUAUGGUGAAGGUUUGCAAAUCAGACGCCACCGAACUUCAGAGGAAAUUACAGCGGGAGUACUUCUCUCACUGGGAAGAGCGGUGCGAUGUGAGCGAGUUCCACGAUUUUACCGUCGAUCAAAUUGAUCAGCUGAUAGAGAAAAUCCACCGUAAAAUGCGGAAAUCUGGGCAGGACGUCCGGAAGAAACUCCGGGGAAUCCGCUGGUCCGAACAGUGGUCCCAGAAAAUGUUCGAGUUUUCCUUUGGAGAUGACCUACAAUCCGGCGUCGUUUACUUCGGUAUGAUUGCUCUAGCUAAAGACGGCGCGGGUUUCAUAGACGCCGCCACGUGUUUAUAUAAACUGGACUUUACAGUGGCGCAGGAAAAGGUGGUCAGGACGGACACGGAUCACUUUCUGGGCAUAGAAUUGGAGACGCGCACCAGGACCUCCUAUCGCGACCGCAGCCUGGGCUUCGUCACAGCUCAAGCCUUGAAAAACUUCGCCCGUACUAAGGCAGUGGAGGCCUUUCAAGAGCGGGGCCUUCUCCGGGCGGUUAACUAUGUUUCCAGUUUAGAAGCAACAGAAUAAUAGGAAAAACUCAUUUGCUAGUUUGGACCCCGCAAAUGUUUCACGAGUCCUAGUUAACAUAUUAUAUACCAUGUUUUUGUACAACUUACUUUU
This is a messenger RNA of Lingula anatina, 1062 nucleotides long. RefSeq lists its product as uncharacterized. The record is from RefSeq and is a predicted model, not a curated record. Lineage: Eukaryota; Metazoa; Brachiopoda; Lingulata; Lingulida; Lingulidae.